AUGAACAUAACCUUGGAAGUUAAGAAAAAUGUCAUAUCACUGCAGAAGACCACAAAUACACCUUUUAAUAAUCAGAUAUUAUGUAAAGUUUAUGGGAUAAAUACUAAAAGUGAACAGCUCUGUGCUUUUUGUUACUGUGGUGAAAAAAGUUCCUUAGGACAAGGAGACUUAAGACAAUUCAGAGUUUCGCCUGGAUUUAUCUUGCCAUGGAAAAACCAACCUUCUAACAAGAAGGACAUUGAUGACAACAGCAGUGCAUCCUGUGAGAAAAUACAAAACUCAGCACCACGAAAACAAAGAGGACAGAGAAAAGAACGAUCUCCUCAGCAGAAUAUAAUAUGUGUAAGUGUAAGCACCCAAACUGCUUCAGACGAUCAGGCUGGUAAAUUAUGGGAUGAACUCAGUCUGGUUGGCCUUCCAGAUGCCAUUGAUGUCCAGGCCUUAUUUGAUUCUACAGGCACUUGCUGGGCUCAUCACCGUUGUGUGGAGUGGUCGCUGGGAAUAUGCCAGAUGGAAGAACCAUUAUUGGUAAAUGUGGACAAAGCUGUUGUCUCAGGGAGCACAGAACUUUAUUUCCUCAACUCGGGAAAUUGUCUGGGAUUUGCUCAGUUGCCCCUGCUUAUAAAUGGCCUGGAAAUGCUCUCAAGCGAUGUGCAUUUUGUAAGCACCUUGGAGCCACUAUCAAAUGCUGUGAAGAGAAAUGUACCCAGAUGUACCAUUACCCAUGUGCUGCUGGAGCUGGCACCUUUCAGGACUUCAGUCACUUCUUCCUUCUUUGUCCAGAACACAUUGACCAAGCUCCUGAAAGAUAUGGUAAAAGAACUAUUGCUAAAAAGUGCCAUUUCUUUUAAUCCUUCACAUUUAGGAAUUGAUGGUGUCCAUAAUUACAUGAAGUUUAAUGCAAUUGCCAAUGAUAUAGAUGAAUAUAGAAUUACAAAGGAAGAUGCAAACUGUGCAGUGUGCGACAGCCCGGGAGACCUCUUAGAUCAGUUCUUUUGUACCACUUGUGGUCAGCACUAUCAUGGAAUGUGCCUGGAUAUAGCGGUUACUCCAUUAAAGCGUGCAGGUUGGCAAUGUCCUGAGUGCAAAGUGUGCCAGAACUGCAAACAAUCGGGAGAAGAUAGCAAGAUGCUAGUGUGUGAUACUUGUGACAAAGGGUAUCAUACUUUUUGUCUUCAACCAGUUAUGAAAUCCGUACCAACAAAUGGCUGGAAAUGCAAAAAUUGCAGAAUAUGUGUAGAGUGUGGCACAAGAUCUAGUUCUCAGUGGCACCACAAUUGCCUAGUGUGUGACAGUUGUUAUCAACAACAGGAUAACUUAUGUCCUUUUUGUGGGAAGUGCUACCAUCCAGAAUUUCAGGAAGACAUGCUUCAUUGUAAUAUGUGUAAAAGGUGGGUUCACUUAGAAUGUGAUAAACCAGUGGAUCAUGAGCUAGAUUCUCAGCUGAAAGAAGAGUAUAUCUGCAUGUAUUGUAAACACUUAACAGCAGAGAUGGAUUCGAUACAGCCAAGUGAUGAAAUGGACAUGACUGGAGUCAGUACAGAUUAUCACAAUGAAAUGGAAGUUGAAGGACCUGAAAACCAUAGAAUAUUUCUGGAGCAAGCAGUUAGUAAAGAUGUCAAAGGUCAAGAGUUCACACCUGGAAUUGUUCCAGAUGUUGAAGUCCACAUUGAAGAGCAGCAGAAAGCACCAGAAAGUCUUGCCACAGAUUGUCUUCUCAUUUCUGGUAAGCUGUAUGCUCAUAUUGUCUAA
This is a messenger RNA of Orycteropus afer afer, 1752 nucleotides long. The record is from RefSeq and is a predicted model, not a curated record. Lineage: Eukaryota; Metazoa; Chordata; Mammalia; Tubulidentata; Orycteropodidae.